AUGCCGUUCAUUGUUGGUCGUACGGAUGACUAUGGCGCUACGAAAAAAGCGGAAAAUUCGAAUGGUCGGUGUGACGUAAAGCCAGCCAUGAGUACCACGGUUUCAAGGAAAAAGGGCAUUUCGGCUACUUCAGGGCUUAUCAAUUUUCUAUGUGGCAUGAUCGGUCCAGGAUGUUUCUCGCUUUCGGCCAGCUUUAAACAAGCCGGUCUAUGGGGCGGCCUUAUUUUGGUAUUCAUCGUCGGAUUUUUAAGUCUCUACAGUAUGAGCAAAAUAGUCAAAUGCUCUCAAUUUUUAGCAAAAUCAAAUGGAGAUCAAAGUUUGGAUUACGGUGAAAUGGCAGAAGCGGCAAUUUUAAGUUCUUACAAAUGGGCUAGAAGAUAUGCGAAACUGGCAAAAAUCCUAGUGAAUUCUUGUCUUCUUGCUUUCCAACUUGGCGUUAUUACGGUCUCGCUGGUUUUUGCUGUUGAACAUAUCACGGAGAUCUGGGAGUUCAUCAGUGGUUCUCCACCACCAUUUUCGAAGAGAGUCAUGAUUCUAAUUUUCUUUGUUCCACAAAUGAUUCUGAAUUUCAUUGGGCACAUGAAACUAAUAACAAUUUUGUGUCUGUGUGGAAAUGUCAUUAUAUUCGCAGCAAUCAUUUUGAUCACUAAGGAGCUGAUGGUUCAUACAUGGUAUCCAACAUGGGAGCUGGACAGUUUCACUGGAAUUGAGGGAACUUCAAUUGCGGCCGGAGCAUUAAUCUAUUCAUUUGAAGGACAGGCAAUGGUUUUGCCAUUGGAGAACUCGUUGAAGCAUCCAAAAGAUAUGGGUGGAAUCACAGGAGUUUUGGCGACAUCAAUGAAUCUUGUGACUAUUUUAUACGCAUUUCUCGGGUUUUUUGGUUACGUUACGUUUGGUCCAAACGUGCAAGGAAGUUUGACACUCAAUCUACCAAAUUCUGUGCUGUCGGUUACCAUCAAAGCACUUCUCGUUCUAAAAAUAUUCUUCGGAAGUGCCAUGCAACUAUUCGUCAUUGUCGAAAUGCUCCUCCCUAGUGUUCGAUCCAAAAUCUCUGAAGACCGAAAAUUGAUCAAUAGGCUUCUACCGUAUGCUCUCCGUCUCGGAUUAAUGCUCAUCUCAUUGUGUCUCGCACUGGUUGUUCCAAAUCUAAUGCAAAUCAUUCCACUCGUUGGCAUCACAUCUGGCCUUUUGAUUUCACUGAUUCUACCCUCUCUUCUGGAUUCCAUGGUUUUCCUACCAGUUCUCAAAAAACAAGGAGAAAUGCUUCAAUAUUACAAAAAGUUGAUCAUCAAUGUGUGCUUAUUUGUUAUCGGCUGGCUCUUCAUGGGAUCUGGACUAUAUUCCAGCAUCGACGACAUAAUAAAUAACAAUGUGUAA
This is a messenger RNA of Caenorhabditis briggsae, 1377 nucleotides long. The record is from RefSeq and is a predicted model, not a curated record. The transcript is spliced from 9 exons. Gene Ontology annotation, cellular component: vacuolar membrane. Bases 1 to 1377 code for a protein of 458 amino acids. Lineage: Eukaryota; Metazoa; Nematoda; Chromadorea; Rhabditida; Rhabditidae. Gene Ontology annotation, biological process: amino acid transmembrane transport. Gene Ontology annotation, molecular function: amino acid transmembrane transporter activity.